UGAUGUAGCGUCAUUCGCCAUAUUUAUUUUCGGUCAACAGACACCUGUGAGCAUUACUUCCUUUUGAUUUCUAUCCGUUUGCGUUGUUUGACAACAACGUAACUUACCGAAAGCGUGGUUCGUUGCAUUUUGCAACAGCCGUCUCGGCCUAAGUCUUAGUUAGGUGAAACAAGUAAGCAUUAUUUUCAGUGAAAUAAGUGAACAUAAUACUGCAGGCAUAAGAAGGUGCAGAUUAUUCGGGCGUAUUGGAGAGCAUUUGGGUGUGUCAUAAUGAAGACUGUUUAUACAAUUUUGGUGUUCGCCUUUUUACAAACAGUUAAGGGUCAACGUACACCGACAAUAUCUUACAUUACUCCGGAACAAAUUAAAGAUAUUGGAGGGACUGUAGAGUUUAGUUGCUCCGUUCAAUACGCGCAAGAAUAUCCAGUUAUAUGGACAAAAAUUAAUAAAGAUAUCGCAAAUGAUCAACUACCGCUUUCUCAUGGUAGCUCUUUAAUUAUAAGGGAUACUAGAUUUGCUCUCAGAUACGAUGAGGCUACAUCUAGCUUUUUAUUACAGAUAAAAGAUAUACAAGAAACUGAUGCUGGAUUUUAUCAAUGUAAAGUUUUAAUAUCUGUAAAUAAUUAUGUUACUGCAAAUGUCGAACUACAAGUUCGCAGACCGCCUAUUAUUAGCGAUAAUUCAACCAGAUCUGUGGUUGUUAGCGAGGGACAACCUGUGCAACUUGAAUGUUACGCAGGUGGAUUUCCCUCACCCGGAAUUUCAUGGCGUCGAGAAAAUAAUGCUAUUUUACCAACUGGUGGAUCGAUUUAUCGUGGCAAUACAUUGAAAAUUCCCGCAAUUCGUAAAGAAGAUCGUGGAACAUAUUAUUGUGUUGCUGAAAAUGGUGUAGGACGUGGAGCUAGACGUAAUAUUAAUGUUGAAGUCGAAUUUGCGCCUGUGAUUACCGCACCUCGACCGCGUCUUGGUCAAGCUUUACAAUACGAUAUGGAUUUGGAAUGUCACGUAGAGGCAUAUCCUCCACCAGCUAUUGUAUGGCUAAGGGAUGACGUUCAGCUAUCUAAUAAUCAGCAUUAUAGCAUAUCACAUUUUGCAACUGCAGACGAAUAUACCGAUACAACGAUUAGAGUGAUUACGAUCGAAAAGAGACAAUACGGAGAGUAUGUGUGCAGAGCUGCUAAUAAGUUAGGAACUGCGGAAACAAAAGUGGAACUGUUUGAAACUACUGUCCCUGUGUGUCCGCCAGCUUGUGGUCAAGCGCGUUAUGGGGCUGGAGUAUUGCCAGUCUCCUCAGGACCUUUGGUAGUCGUAGUUUUAUUUAUUACAGUUGUUAUGAGGUAUGUUAUCUUGAAUACGUUUUCUUCCGUUUUAUGUGUUAUAUUUCGAACUUUCCGUUAACCAUUUUUUGAAUGAAAUUGCUUCAUUGUACAAAAUGUUAUGAUUUGCAGAAAUUUCUACGCCAAAUAUUAAUUACUCCGGACUUCGGUGGGCAACAGCAAGUCAAUGCAGCUUGUCCAAGUGGCUGCUAAUAGUACUGUGGUUCCCCAUUCUUAAUAGAUAUUAGUAACACCACGAACAACUUUAGGGGCCUGACUUGUUUUUAACUCUUUUUAGAUGAUUAUUUUUGUAGUUAUUUACAACCAAAAUUGAAUAGUUAUUAGAAAAUAUAUAAAAUUAUUAGGGGCCAGCCAUAUAAGAGACGUUGGCAAGGUACAAACUAACAUUCCAGAUAAAAUACAGUGAUGCAUAGCGAAAAAAGUAAUAUUACCGCGUACCGAUAGUUUGAUAUGUAUAUGUAUAUUAUAUAGUUCUUUCAUAUAUCAGUACAACUGAUAGACGCGAAGGAAGUGAUUGAUAAUAAUGUUAUGAAUAUAUCAAUUCAACCUUCCAGAUAGCUCUGGUAGGAGCUCAAAAGUGCAGCAAUACAAUUUAAAUACUUAAUACUUGUUAAUGCUCUAUUAGAAAAAUUCAAAAUAGCAAUACUCUAUAGCUGCCUUGUUAUGUAAAGUUUGGCAAACGAGAAGAAAAAAAGAAAUUAAUAUACGUGUUAGUACCUUCAUUGUGAUGCAGAGCAUGUAAUUCGUUUUACAGCUAGGGUAAUGGUUGUAUAUUAUAGACGAAAUUAUUUAUACAAUUGUCAUUAAGAUAUUUUGUAUGUGUGUCACUAUGCGCAUAGACUGCAUACUCAUAACAGGGAUCUUCUUUCGUCUCUUUCAGACAACCGCGCGAUAUCGUAAGGGCAGAAACGUAGAAUCUCAAUAAGUAAGAUUUUGUAUGACCUUUUUACGAGUUUGCAAUUUUAUAUUUACUUUUAAACUAAUAUGGAUUUUAAUAAACGAAAAUUGCGUCAAACUUACAUCUUUUUUAUGUACCUAUGUAUAACCUGUUUAAAAAUAAAUAAUAAAGAUCGAUGCUAUACAAAUUUUUUGCCUUCUUUUAUUUCGACAAUUAUCUAGUAUUUUUAUAAUUUAAAAGCAGCUUUACUGAUGUCUCCCCGCUUCAAUGCUUCGAAAGCCUCGCGAUAUUGGGACAAUGAGUAUACC
Molecule: messenger RNA, 2543 nt
Organism: Hylaeus volcanicus
Lineage: Eukaryota; Metazoa; Arthropoda; Insecta; Hymenoptera; Colletidae
Gene: Lac
Product: lachesin
Exons: 5
Coding region: 271-1398 (375 amino acids)
Cellular component (GO): neuron projection
Source: RefSeq, a predicted model, not a curated record